AAGGCGUCGCUCGUUGAUGACGUCAAAGGUUCAGAGUUCGCAGCGCGAUCGUGUUGACUUGCUAUGCAACUCCCCCACCCCGCCCCGCUGCUAAUGCUUUCCAUUUUGGCUCUCCUUCCACGAGCGAUGUGAUGGCCUUCCUGCGCUUGUUCCUGCGGCGGCAGUUGCCCAUGGCCGCGUCCCAGUUGUCUCGUGUUUUCGCGGGGCUGCCGCGGCCUCCCGGCGGCGCGCUGCCGGCCAUUGCGCGGCGGCAGCUCACGGAGAAGGUGCCGUGGGGGAAGAGCCGGCCAGCGGAACAAAUACCGCAGCAGCAGUACCAGCUCACAGACCUCGACAAGGCGGACGCUCUGAUGUUAAGGAAGUCCCACGAAACAGGUUUCCUGUCAUGGUUUCGUAAUGGUCUGCUGGCGACCGGAAUUGGCGUUAUUGCCUUUGUGCAGAGUGAAGUUGGACGAGAGGCGGCAUAUGCCUUCUUCAUCCUGGGUGGCGCCUGCGUGUCCUUCGGCGGCGCCUCCUACGUGGGCAACCUCGUGGCGCUGCGAAGGCUAAUGCUGCUGUCCGUGCCCGCCGUGCUCAUCCAUGGGGCUGUGGUGGGGAGCGUGGCUCUCUUCUGGUUGUGCGCCGUAUCCCUCUACAUCGGCCGCCUGGAGGUAGAGAUUAUCCACGAGGACGACGAGGAGGGAGAAGAGUGCCAGGAGUGCCGCGAUAGGCGCGAGCACAGAGGCUACCGAGGCCCACCCCACGACAGGAGGCACCACGACACUGAGGACAGCAAGGGGCCCGGAAAGUAGAUGUCUUCCUCUGGCCGGGUGCUUGAAUGCAGGCGGUGUGUAUCAUUAGAUCCCGAGUGUGAGUGGUAAAAGGGCCAACUCCAAACUUUGAACUUAAAUUAUAUGGCCUCCUCUAUACCAGUUACAAUAUCUUCCAGAUCAUCUUCAACACUUUCUACACAACAUUAGGUACACGUGUACAAUCUCAUAAGAUUCAUGAAAAUCUUUUUGUGGAGGGCUGAAAUAAUGUACCAGAAAGCACUUUGGGAUAAGGUACUGUUUGACAUCACUAUACAUAAAAUAAAACACACUAUUACAUGAUUAGCCAUGAUGGUGUCAAAACAAGCAUGCACAGUGGGUAUUAAAUUUCUACACACCUCUAUUUAAAUGCCCGAUUUUUGGGUGUAAAAAAAAGAAAAAAAUGAUACCAAAAUAAAUCAUUCUAAAACUACAACUGAAAGAAAAAAAUAUUUUGAGAGGGGAAGUAAAAACAAAAAUGUUUGCCACCAUUUCAUAACGAUCUAAAAUUGACCCAUAACAUUUAAACUCGUGUUCAAUGUGGAGUCAGCACACACCAACUAUCUUCCAAAGUCCCUCUGACCAAUGCCAAAUAAGCCCCAGCUAUUCGAAUGGGCCUUUCUUGACGUUGAGAAACCUGCUUUUGUAGGAACAUUUGAUUGCUGUUUGGAACUGGACCAGGAACCUACUUCCUCUCUCAGGUCCACCUGAAGCAAACUUACAUUAUUCGUAUGGUGUUUUUUUGAUGGUGAGCUGUGUUGUGUGUGUGCCAAACAUACCUUCUGGAAUUCGUGUCAAAAUUAUCAACCUUGGUUUCCUUAGACUGUCAUAAAAUUUUCAAAUGUGGGGAAAACUGUUCUUGUGUGACAGAGAAGUUGGAAGGAAUGAUGAACAGUUUGAAAUAGCAGUUAGUGGUAGCGCAAAACCUUCAGGCCUGGAGUCCUACAAAGCACCAACCACCCCACACCCCCAAAUAAAGGUCAGGAACCUACUCGAGCAGGCUUCUCAAACUCAUUUUUGUCACGGGCCACAUUGUAGUUACGGUUUCCCUCAGAGGGCCGUUAUGACUAAAACAAUCUUUUAUCGCCUCAUCAUAUUUACACAAGAAAUUUAUAAACUCAUUUUCAAUCCGAGAACGUGUAAUGGAUUUUUGUCAAACAUUGUUCAUAUUUGGUCACACAAAAAUGCUUAUAAUAGCUCGUUAUCAUUUAUGAUAUGUGACAUUUUCAAUUUUUUGUACAGAUUUUCACUAGAAUCAUGGAAGUUGACGUGGAUGAUUUGCCUCUGUGGGCCACGUAAAAUCAUGCGGUGGGCCGGAUCUGGCCCCCGGGCCUUGACUUCGCCACCUGUGUACUAGAACAACUCCAAUUUAUCAGGGGCAAUUUAAGGUGGCAGUUGUGUGCUGACUCCUAUUAACAUGAGUUUCAAUGUGAUUGGUUAAGUCUGAACACAGCCGCAUUCUAGUUAUGAGUGUGUGCACACUUCUGUAACCAUAUCACAUAUUUUUACUUCCCAUCUUAAAAAGGUUUACGAAAGAACUCGAGUUGUACAGGUUAUAAGUCAUAUGGAUGGUGGAAAAAAAGUUAGAAACGGUUUAUUUUUUUACUGUAUUUAAAAAGAAAAACAGGGAAUUUGAACACAGGUGUGUACACGUUCUUGAGCCACUGUAGUUUGUAAAAACUAAAAAAGUAUCCAGUGAGGGUGGUUUUGUUUACCGGGCUUUCCCUGUGAUGUGCGUUUGUGGGUGAGAGAAUGUUUCAGAUUGCUGUUUUGUAGUUGAAAGUGCUAUUUGGCAAAGGCUUACAGUUUUUUUUUCUUUUUUUUUUUUAAUAACAACUGGUUUAGCAUUUUAUUUGGAAACAUCCAUCGCACUUUGGUAAGCCCUCAUUUUUUCCCCCUUUUACUACUGUACUGUAACCUUGAAUCACACUUUGGACAAUACAGUAUGACGCCUCAAUUGGAGUUUGUGGCGGCUGAGGCUCAUUUGUAUUUAUAAUUCACUGGUUGGUGUACGCUCCACCGUCAAUGUUCACGUCAUACAUUGAAAUAAAAGAUAUCAGCCAAA
Messenger RNA from Syngnathoides biaculeatus (alligator pipefish), 2853 nucleotides. It is a transcript of the gene tmem160, whose product is annotated as transmembrane protein 160. Lineage: Eukaryota; Metazoa; Chordata; Actinopteri; Syngnathiformes; Syngnathidae. Bases 132 to 791 code for a protein of 219 amino acids. The transcript is spliced from 4 exons. The record is from RefSeq and is a predicted model, not a curated record.